GCCCCGCACCGCCGCCCCCAGCGCCCCCACCAUGAGCUACACCAUGGAGCCCCUGGGCAACCCCUCGUACCGCCGGGUCACCGAGACCCGCGCCACCUACAGCCGCGCCAGCGCGUCCCCCUCCAGCGGCUUCCGCUCGCAGUCGUGGUCGCGGGGCUCGGGCAGCACCGUGUCCUCCUCCUACAAGCGCCCCAACCUCGGGGGCCCGCGGGCCGCCUACGGCUCCACCGUGCUGAGCUCCGCCGACAGCCUGGACGUGAGCCAGUCCUCGCUGCUCAACGGCGCGGCCGAGCUCAAGCUGAGCCGCUCCAACGAGAAGGAGCAGCUGCAGGGGCUCAACGACCGCUUCGCCGGCUACAUCGAGAAGGUGCACUACCUGGAGCAGCAGAACAAGGAGAUCGAGGCGGAGCUGGCGGCGCUGCGGCAGAAACACGCCGGGCGGGCUCAGCUGAGCGACGCCUACGAGCAGGAGCUGCGGGAGCUGCGCGGGGCCCUGGAGCAGGUGAGCCACGAGAAGGCGCAGAUCCAGCUGGACUCGGAGCACAUCGAGGAGGACAUCCAGCGCCUGCGGGAGCGCUUCGAGGAUGAGGCGCGGCUGCGCGACGAGACGGAGGCGACGAUCCGCGCCCUGCGCAAGGAGAUGGAGGAGGCCUCGCUGAUGCGGGCGGAGCUGGACAAGAAGGUGCAGUCGCUGCAGGACGAGGUGGCCUUCCUGAGGGGCAACCACGAGGAGGAGGUGGCCGAGCUGCUGGCGCAGCUCCAGGCGUCCCACGCCACCGUGGAGAGGAAGGACUACCUGAAGACCGACCUGACGACGGCGCUGAAGGAGAUCCGCGCCCAGCUGGAGUGCCAGUCCGACCACAACAUGCACCAGGCCGAGGAGUGGUUCAAGUGCCGCUACGCCAAGCUCACGGAGGCGGCCGAGCAGAACAAGGAGGCGAUCCGCUCCGCCAAGGAGGAGAUCGCCGAGUACCGCCGCCAGCUCCAGUCCAAGAGCAUCGAGCUGGAGUCGGUGCGCGGCACCAAGGAGUCGCUGGAGCGGCAGCUCAGCGACAUCGAGGAGCGCCACAACAACGACCUCACCACCUACCAGGACACGAUUCACCAGCUGGAAAACGAGCUUAGAGGAACGAAGUGGGAAAUGGCACGUCACUUGAGGGAAUACCAGGACCUCCUCAAUGUCAAGAUGGCCCUGGACAUUGAAAUUGCUGCGUACAGGAAGCUACUGGAGGGUGAAGAGACAAGAUUCAGUGCCUUCUCUGGAAGCAUUACUGGUCCCAUAUUCACACACAGACAACCAUCUGUCACAAUAGCAUCCACCAAAAUCCAGAAAACAAAAAUUGAACCGCCAAAGCUGAAGGUCCAGCACAAGUUUGUAGAAGAAAUCAUCGAAGAGACGAAGGUGGAGGACGAAAAGUCUGAAAUGGAAGACGCCCUGGCAGCAAUUGCAGAAGAAAUGGCAGCCAAGGCACAGCAGGAAGAGCAGGAGGAAGAAAAGGCAGAAGAAGCAGCUGCAGAGGAAGAGGCUGUUUCUGAGAAGGCUGCUGCAGAACAACCUGAGGAAGAGGAGAAGGAGGAAGAGGAAGCAGAGGAGGAAGAAGAAGCUGCCAAAUCUGAUGCAGCGGAAGAAGGUGGUUCGGAAAAAGAAGAAAUCGAGGAAAAGGAAGAAGGGGAGGAGGCCGAGGAAGAGGAGGAAGAAGCUGAGGCCAAGGGCAAGGCCGAAGAGGUGGCAGCAAAGGCAGAGAAGGUCAAAACCCCUCCCUCAAAGUCACCCCCUAAAUCCCCCCCUAAAUCCCCCGUCACAGAGCCGGCCAAGGCCGCCCCGAAGGAAAAACCCGCGGAGGCAGCGAAAGAACCCAAGGUGGAGAAGGCCGAGAAAGCAGCCAAGGAAGAGGAGAAAGCAGCGUCCCCAGAGAAAGCUGCAACACCAAAGGUGACCUCCCCAGACAAAGCUGCCACCCCGGAGAAGGCCGCGAGCCCGGAGAAGGCGGAGAAGGCGGUGGCCCUGGAGAAGCUGACGCCGGAGAAGCCGCGCUCCCCGGAAAAGCCGGCGAGCCCCGAGAAGCCCCGCACUCCCGAAAAACCCGUGAGCCCAGAAAAGCCCCGUUCCCCUGAGAAACCCCCGUCCCCGCUCAAAGACGCCAAGGCCGUGGUGGAGGAGACCGUCACCGUCACGAAGGUAACCAAAGUCAGCGCCGAGCCCGAGAAGGAGUCCAGGAAAGAAGAUAUCGCGGUGAACGGGGAGGUGGAGGAGAAGAAGGAGGAGGAAUCCAAGGAGAAGGAGGAGGAGGACAAGGGGGUGGUCACCAACGGGCUGGACGUGAGCCCCGUGGACGACAAGGCGGAGAAAGUCGUGGUGACCAAGAAGGUGGAGAAGAUCACGGGCGAGGGAGGGGACGGCGGCACCACCUUCGUCACCAAGUCGGUGACCGUCACCCAGAAGGUGGAGGAGCACGAGGAGAGCUUCGAGGAGAAACUGGUGUCCACCAAGAAGGUGGAGAAAGUCACCUCCCACGCCGUGGUGAAGGAGAUCAAAGAGGCCGAGUAGAACCAAAGCAAAACAAACAAACAAAAAAAAGGCUCAAUCUGAACAAAUCCAGGAGCUUGGGUCGGUGCGAAAGGUUAAGCCAUAUGACAAAAGCUGCAAAAUGCAUGUGGGGUGACAGCUUCAAAGCAGAAAGGGUUCUCUCAUGGAGGCUCUCCAGACACACAGUAUUUUAGGUUGUUUUUUUUUUCGUUCGUGCAAUAUUAAGGGAAAGCUGGGUGGGGAGGGGGGGGGAAAUGCAUGCAGCAGGCUCAAGGUGUAACUCUCCCUCCACAGAGCUUGGGGGGUCUACCCCCCCAAAAAAAGAAAAAAAAAAAAGGAAAUAAAAAAUAAUGCUAAUAAUAGUGCAUGAGAUGAAAUGUGCAAAGGAAGCUUUUUUUUUUUCUUUUUUCUUUUUUUUUCCUGAAUUUCCUGAGCUGCUGUCGGAGGGAGGACGUGUCUGAGGGACGACUUUAAGAUGUAUUAUGCAAAAGAAACCGACUGAGCCAAAAAAAAAAAACCAAACAGGAAAACAGUGGUAGGAUAUUCAUGAGAACCAGAACUCUCCUAGCCUUAAAAAAUAAAAAUAAUAAUAAAAAAAUUAUUAAUAAUAAUAAUAAUAAAAAAGCUACUUAUAAAUCAUUAUGUUUACCUCACUGGUGCAAUUAUAGGGUGGACUUUUGCUCGUGGGAGAACCUUGUUGACAUGCACAGUGCGCAACCUUUUGUUGUUCGAUGUAAAACAGUCACAGCAGUUCUUGCUCAAUAAAGGUCAAUACUGAGAACACGA
Molecule: messenger RNA, 3313 nt
Organism: Myiozetetes cayanensis
Lineage: Eukaryota; Metazoa; Chordata; Aves; Passeriformes; Tyrannidae
Gene: NEFM
Product: neurofilament medium chain
Exons: 3
Coding region: 32-2548 (838 amino acids)
Biological process (GO): neurofilament bundle assembly
Cellular component (GO): cytoplasm; intermediate filament; postsynaptic intermediate filament cytoskeleton
Molecular function (GO): structural constituent of cytoskeleton
Source: RefSeq, a predicted model, not a curated record